AUGCGCCCCCCACCAUUUUUCCAAUCCCUCCUCCGGCAGCCCCGCCGCCCAAUCCAACUCGGAGGAGUCGCACGACCUCGAAACAGCAGCACCUUUCCCCCACCUCCACCACCGCAGUCGUCAGCCAAACUCUCCCGCGCAGAAAAGAUUCUGUCCAGACUGCCACGCCCCUUGCAAAAAUACACCACCUCUUUGCGGUCCGCGCCCACUACGCACGUGGUCGCGUUUUUGAUACUGCAUGAGAUUACUGCCAUUGUGCCUUUGGUUGGGCUGGUUGGGGUGUUUCACUAUGGGAAUUGGCUGCCAGUGGGGUGGUUAGGGGAAAGUGAGACUGUUAAGGAGGGGGUGGGAAUUUUCGAGAGGUAUGCUAGGAGGAAGGGGUGGUUAGAUGAGGGGGAGGGGGGAUCGGAGGGGGAUGAAGGGGAAAAGGGGGGGAUAAUGGAGCAUUGGAGGGAGAAUGGGAGGUAUAAGCUGGUGAUGGAGGUUGGUGUGGCGUGGGCGGUUUGCAAGUUUUUGUUGCCGGUAAGGAUUGGGGUUAGUUUGUGGGGGACGCCUUGGUUGGCCAGGGGGAUUGGGAGGUGGGGGGGGGUUUUCAAGAGGGGGUGUUGA
Molecule: messenger RNA, 609 nt
Organism: Podospora pseudocomata
Lineage: Eukaryota; Fungi; Ascomycota; Sordariomycetes; Sordariales; Podosporaceae
Exons: 1
Coding region: 1-609 (202 amino acids)
Cellular component (GO): mitochondrion
Source: RefSeq, a predicted model, not a curated record